Molecule: messenger RNA, 2287 nt
Organism: Ceraceosorus bombacis
Lineage: Eukaryota; Fungi; Basidiomycota; Exobasidiomycetes; Ceraceosorales; Ceraceosoraceae
Source: the annotation of a GenBank genome assembly
CCGACGAUGUGAACUUCUUCCAUGCACUUGCAACGCUCACAUCCAACUAUACACCGCUAAGGCAUAGCACACUCGGGACUCGUGACUCGUGACUCGAUAGCAAGUCAUACACUCUACCUCGGUGCACCCUGUCAGCUAGCAGCAGGCACCUCGAAGCUACACCGUCUCACUCACCCUGCGCACUAUUCAUCAUACUUUGCCAGCGCAUACACGAAUUCGGAUGUGAGACGAGGGUGUUGUAACGACAUUCUCCGUUCAUCAUGUAUUCUAUCCGGCUUGCGGCACAAGGUCAGCUCAUACGUGCGCUUCCUCCGCGUCCUUCAUGUGGCCGGCCUCGCAUCCUUGCUUCUUGACAUCCUCGGUCCCCGCUCGCACACUGCGCCGGCUCUUCCAUGCCAGCAAGUCUCCUUCCUCCUCUUUGCCCCUACGCAUCGCGUACGCCGUGUGUGGUCCAUCUCGUCGCCAUCCGUCUCGGUGCCAGUCACGUGCGAGUCAAAUCAUGCGGGGGGCACUCUUCUGCGCUUUGCAGGCCAGUGUUUCGGGAUAGGCUUGGCAGAGAUGCCACUGCGUCGGCUGUUGACGUUGCGCAAGCUCAUCAGCAAGUCCAGCUCUCGUCUUGCCGGUGCCGAUGGCGCGUGCGGACAGCAUCGCUUCUGCUGGCCAGACUCGGUUGGUGAGUUGCGAGAGUGGGAGUGGAAGUGCAUGUACGACCAGCGCGUAUGGCGGCAGUACGGCGAUCAGGAAGAGCGCGACUCUGCUGACUGCUCUCAUUGUGCUCGCGAAAGCUGAUGAUGUGAUGAUUUGCUUCAGUCUGCUUAUCACUGCGACUUGCUGCGGCACUCGCGGUCAAAGGCGCGUGCGUCAGUCACGAGUGCAGGCUUCUCGCUAAAAGUGCGCGCUGAUGGAACGCCGAAACCCAAGACCUGCCUGCAUACUCACCUCCGAUGGGGUUGCUAUAGUGUGAGUCGCGAGUGGCUGAUCGGUGAUGCAGCAACGCGACGCGCUCGAUACGCACCGACUCAAAGCUGCUGCUCUUCUUCGAAAUCUGACGUGUUGCUCUCUCAGCACAGUCUUGGUGGUGCACAUGUGGGGACGUAUGGGCGAAGAUGUGUGGGAAUGUUUCAGAUGGCAAGAAAUCAUCACUCCAUCCACUUCAUCCUCCGCUGAGACAGCAUCAGGCAGCAAAUUUCAUACGCACACGGGCACGGCCUGCUCGCCAUUGCGCAGGCGUGCGUUGCCACAUCGAAGAACUUUGCACGGCUCGUUCGGUACCGCUACCGGUGCUGCAGUGCUCGUCGCCGGUCGACUCGCCAGUUGCAACUGGCCAAGCAAAUGUAUGGGCGUCAUCACGUCAAAGCGGCGCGUCAGGGCAACGAAGUCGUAGAUCUCUGAGACAAAGUGCCUCACUUGCCGUACAUCUCCUCUCCUCCUCGCCGCGCUUCUGCGCCACAUCUCUUGAACCGCCGCGACGAUAGGGGCUGCGCCGCAAAUAGCGUACUCGUAGCAGCAGACACUCGGCGCCCUUUCCCUCCAGGGCCAAGUGCGGGGCCGUCGGUGGAGUGAUGACUGCCCCGAAAUCACAAUCACCUGGCGAGUCAUACGACGCAGCCGUGGACAUUGCAGAGAGCCGCAGAGCGAGAUUCAGGCGCAGCUCAUCGCGUCACGCACAGCUCCGCUCACCGUACGAGCCCGCGGCUCCAAGCUCUCGGAAACUUUGACGUGCCUCGCGUUUCUUUUCAUUCACAACUUACCCCACAGUACCUCACCGGCCAGACGGAGCGGGAACUGUCGGGUGGGGCGGGUGUAGUCUCGAAUCUGUCUGCUCCUCGCAGUGUUUCCUUGCAGCCACUCUCUCGACGAAAAGAGGGCCUUUGUUACUCUUGCUGCUCACGAACGCUCUCAGUGGUCAUGCAAAAGUGUUCCAUCCGGCACCGCAUCAACACGAGGAACUCCAUGGUCGAAAGUUCUCCAACGCCACUCGCAACGCCUCGUCGCGCCACUCACUAACGGCUAGUGCUGUUGAUUUCGCUACCGGUUCGUCACUUCAAGCUUGCAGUGGCACGUCAUGCACUGUUGUGGCAGCAUGAGCCCAUUCAAGCAAUGUUUGCUAGGCAGGGGCAUGCGACUUGACACAAGGCAGAUAGAACAGGCAAUGCUGUUAAAUAGGCCAGAAAAUGUCAGAGCAGAUUCACGACCUCUCUUUCCAUAUUUUUGCUUCUCUACCCAUUCGCGACACAAGUCUGGCACUUGCAACUUUCCAUUUCGACUGCAACGACCAUACUCCUCC